GUCCGUCCGUACGUCCGUCCGCACGUACGAGAGCAUGGAUGUGGGGCCAUUCGUCAGUACCAAUGAUAAUUAUGGGUUCAAAAUCCUGUUGUGGGGUCGGCCUCACAACGGGAUCUUAUUUUGUCCCAUAUAAUACACCACAAAAAUAUUUUUGACAUCUGAGUUAUGACCCCACAGGCUAUAGACAUUAAUUUUUAAGCAGAGUCCAUGGUCCAAUUUUGGACAUUUCUAGACAGUCCUGCCCUCUAUUUGAAAAGCAUUUUCCCGGGCUUUUUACCGAAUCACCGCUAAUAAUAAUGCGCGCUGCAAGAAGUGCACUCUGCCCGCUAUGCAAACCGAACCCUGUCAGACGAAUUUUAAUGAUUCUGACAUGUAAAUUGUAUGACAGCAUUACAUUUCAAAUUCAUAAAACGUCAUCUGGCAGAGCUUCGGUUAGUGCAAACGUCGAGCGCGGAAGAAUAUAUUAAUCUUGCGGCAGCAGGGUCACUGUGAUAAGGUCACAUGACUUACAAAAUGGCGGACGUUGGUGAUAUGAAAAUGAUAAAAAUAAGGCGUAUAAUAUUAAUUAUGCACUCUAUAGUUGAUCUCUGGACAAAGAAAUCGAAAUAAUAAUAUUUAGAGUAUAUUAGUCUCAGAUUAAAUUAGUUUCAGCGAAAAUAGUUACUAUGUGACCCAGUGACCUUUGAUUGAAUUAUAUGAAACCAUGGAAAAAAUGGCGGGUAACGGCGAAAGGCCCAGUCGAAAGAGUGCCUUUAUUUGGGCAGUCCUUCCAGGAUUGCCAAAGGUGAAAUGGCCUGUCAAAGUCCUGGAUCUAGACGAACAAGAGGAAAUUUAUUUGGUGUACUGCAAGGCAGACAAUGCAGAGUUCACUGUUCAGUUUAAAAAGGCGGUUCCAUUUCAUUAUGAAUCUAAAGAAAUUUAUGAGGAAUCGCUUUUUGCUUUGAGACGCAAGGAGAAAUUGAGAGAAGCUUUUGUAGAGGAUUAUCAAUGGGUUUUUGAGAUACGCCUGAUGAACCUUCAAAUACACUGCAUACAACUGAUCAGAUUACAGAGAUCACGUUAGGUA
Molecule: messenger RNA, 1066 nt
Organism: Owenia fusiformis
Lineage: Eukaryota; Metazoa; Annelida; Polychaeta; Sabellida; Oweniidae
Source: the annotation of a GenBank genome assembly